UGUUUGAUUUAGAUGAGUUUUGGCACUGGAACUAUUGUGCACUGCCCAACAUCAAAUGGUACAUUAUCCUGGACUUCCCCGUGGCUUGGUAGCCGUGCUAUUAUACUAUGAUGGACGAAAGGCGGUAGCUAAUUCUAUUCGCGAUCUGUUUCAAAUAACAAGUGGAGUCUCAUGGGUUCCGGAAUCUCCAAAAAAAUUAGUACAACUGGUUUCAUUAUUUUCGCAAAACCUAGUAGAGGACUCAAAUAUAUUGGACAGAAUCAUAGAUUUAUUGAACGAGUUGGAUAUUGUUAAAGAGAUAUCCCUGAUGACAUGUGGUCUCCUUUUAAGCAUCUCUAUAGAGUUAUAGAGCAGACUGUCAUAAAUCCAAACGAAUCAGCUAUUUCAAGUUUGGAAGUGUGUCUUAAGCGCCAUAAACAAGUUUUCGUAAAUCUCUUGCGAAAUCCCCCUAAGAAUGAAGCAAAUAGGUCACAGCUUCGAGCUUGUGCUACUCAAGGUGUUCCUUUUAGUGGAAAUAGCAGAGCUUUUCCUGUAUCUACGGAACUUAUUGAAGAAAGUAUUAUUAUAUCCGAUAUGUUUGAUUUAGAUGAGUUUUUGGCACUGGAACUAUUGUGCACUGCCCAACAUCAAAUGGUACAUUAUCCUGGACUUCCCCGUGGCUUGGUAGCCGUGCUAUUAUACUAUGAUGGACGAAAGGCGGUAGCUAAUUCUAUUCGCGAUCUGUUUCAAAUAACAAGUGGAGUCUCAUGGGUUCCGGAAUCUCCAAAAAAAUUAGUACAACUGGUUUCAUUAUUUUCGCAAAACCUAGUAGAGGACUCAAAUAUAUUGGACAGAAUCAUAGAUUUAUUGAACGAGUUGGAUAUUGUUAAAGAGAACUGAAAUUGAUGUCGGGUU
This is a messenger RNA of Musca domestica (house fly), 894 nucleotides long. Its product is annotated as nuclear pore complex protein Nup205-like. The coding region runs from base 313 to 879 and encodes 188 amino acids. The record is from RefSeq and is a predicted model, not a curated record. Gene Ontology annotation, biological process: nuclear pore organization. NCBI's taxonomy places the organism in Eukaryota, Metazoa, Arthropoda, Insecta, Diptera, Muscidae. Gene Ontology annotation, cellular component: nuclear pore inner ring; nuclear pore. Gene Ontology annotation, molecular function: structural constituent of nuclear pore. The transcript has 4 exons.